UCAAUGGCGAGCCUCUCCAUCGCGCCGCUCAAGCCUCCGCCCGAGGGCGAGCCGCUCGGCUGCUCUCCGAGCUCGACCAUGGAUACGCUCCGGCCACCCAAGCCUGCGGGCGCAACUGCGUGCGCCGCCUCAGCCCACCACGCAAUUCGCAUCGCCCCCGAUGGCGUCCUUGUCUCGGGGAGCAGCGCGUUGCACGAGGAGGGCGAGGUCUUUGUGGCGCACCUCGGGCUUGGUGAGGUGUGGGGCGCACCCGUGGCGUCGCCCACUCCGCUCAACGUGCCCGGCCUCCGCGCCACCGCCGCCGCCGCCGGCUCGCUCCACUCGCUGCUCCUCGACCGAGACGGCGCGGUCUGGUCGUGCGGUGCGGGCUGGGAGGGGCCGCUAGGACACGGCGACGAGGCGACGGUGCCCGUCCCGCGCCGGAUCAGCUCGCUCGCAGUUGCAGUGCAGAGCAUCGCUGCGGGAGCGGCGCACUCGCUCGCGGUCUGCUCUGGCGGACAGGUGCACGCGUGGGGCUGGGGCCGGCACGGCCAGCUCGGACACGGAGGCCGCUCCUCGGUUCUUUCGCCGCGGCGCGUCGAAGCAGUCUCGCCCCCGACCCGCGCCAUCCAGGCCGCCGCGGGCUGCGCCCACUCUCUGCUCCUCUGCUCGGACGGGAGCGUGCUGCAGUGCGGUCGAGCUGCUGCGUGUGCGGCGGCAGGCGCCAAGCAGGACGACGACGACGACGAGGAGGACGAGGGUGAGGACGAGGGUGAGGACGAGCGGCUCGCGCGAGACGUGCUCACGCCUCGCCGCGUCGAGGUCGCUCCUCUGCGCGUGGUGCGCCUCUCCGCCUCUGGCGACGGCUCCAGCGCAGAGGGGGAGGGCGGGCGCUGCUUCCGGUGGGGCGUCUGGCGGGAGGGCGAGGCUGGGGCGCGAGGGGGGCGCUGAGCCUGCAGGGAUGGAUGUUCGUGGACAAGGGGGGGUAGCGGGAGGGAGGGCGUGGCUAGGAGCGGAUCCGCUUUCGUGCAUGUCGCGGCGGCCGGGGCGUUGCGCGCGUUUCCCCGCCGCCGCGUGUGUGGCGCGGAGACUGUGCCCUCUCUCUAGAUACGAGCGAUCGGCGCGUGGAGCGUUCGUAGAUCACAUCGCGGCUAUAGCACAUCGCGCGCGGCGGUCGCGUUUUGUGGGAGUGGCAGCGUACAUCACUGAGAGAAGUGAGAACCCCUCUCCCCAUUUCUCUCGUACGUACAAUCUGACAACUUUUUG
Emiliania huxleyi CCMP1516 is the source of this 1245-nucleotide messenger RNA. RefSeq lists its product as hypothetical. The record is from RefSeq and is a predicted model, not a curated record. The transcript is spliced from 3 exons. Bases 4 to 930 code for a protein of 308 amino acids. NCBI's taxonomy places the organism in Eukaryota, Haptophyta, Isochrysidales, Noelaerhabdaceae.